CGCAAAAGAAUAUAUACCAAUUUGCUGCUCAAUACUCCAUGUGUUUGACCGUCUGAACGCGUGAUCUCAGCAACGCCACUCCUUGUUGAUUGUCGUGAAUUGGUGGGCACGUGCAGUCGCGUAGAACUGACGUCGGUGAUAAUUUGUCUAGCUCCGAGCUCGAGCUCCACAACUCCGUCAUUGAUCGAGCUAGCAGCGCAACGACGUUCAUUGUGUUCUCAUUGCUUGGAGACGUUUUCCCCAGACUUUGUGCUUUUCGAAACAGACUCGAGAUUACAACAAUGGCAUCCAAGUCUGCAUCCAUGGCUCUGCGCCUCGGCGCGCGCGCGGCGCAGCGAACAGCCACACGCGCUGCUGUGCUACCUGCGAAAGAAGCAAGCAUGGGUCUGCGCAACUUCACCACUGUGCCUCGGAGCAUCCGCAGCCUGCGAGGGAAGUCAGCCAUCAGCUUCGCCAGCCCUCUCUCGCAGCGGAGGUUCAUCUCCGAGCGCCCAGAUGGCCGCGGCAGGGUCUACGAUUUCGAAGAUGUCCUGUCCAUCCUGGAAAACCCCUCCGACUCGCGUCUCCUCAUCGACGUCCGCGAACCCCACGAGUAUGCCGCGAACAGCAUCCCCACCGCCAUAAACCUCCCCAUCACCUCGCACCCUGACGCGCUGCUCCUCUCGCCCACCGAGUUCCAGGACGAGUUCGGGUUUGCGAAGCCCCCCACCGGCAAGGAGAUGAUUUUCUUCUGCAAGGCGGGCGUGCGAAGCAAGGCUGCAGCGGGCAUCGCCAGACAAGCGGGCUACACCAAUGUGGGCGAGUAUCCGGGGAGCUGGAUUGAUUGGGAGAGGAACGGUGGGCCGGGCACGACGAGUCCGCCGCCGGCUGGUGGUGUGGGGGAGCGGACGGGGCCGGUGGGAGAGACUAAGUUUACUGGAGGGAAGACAAGCGGGGAGGAACAUACUGCGGAUGGCGUGGUGCAGCCGCCAAAGGGUGGGCAGUUUGGGACGCAGUAGAUGGUGAGGGGUCCCAAGGCUGACCGAACUCUCGAAGAUCGACCACUUGAGUUGUCACAAUCAUGUUAAAAUUUGCGGUCUCAGAGAUAUGUAAUCAUGGGCUAUGAAGACAUGUACCGUUUUGCACUGAAUAGAGACAUAUACUAAGUGUAGAAAAAGCCAACAACAAGUUUUUAUGGAGCGAAUGCGGCGUUUAGAACAGCAAUGAUGGUCCUGAUUACCGUCAUAGGUUCUUUAUCUGAUCCCUUGUUGACUGCGGCGUUUAGGAGAAUUUUUGCUGUCUUAAACGCGUUCGGCAACGAGGGGUGAGACCUACAAUUUAGGAUGGCAUACAGGAUAGCAACGAUUUUAACAAAGUACUGGAAAGCUGCUGACUACAUCACAGCAUCGCAAUGGUCGCAUAUCUGUGGGACCUAAUCAG
Boeremia exigua is the source of this 1419-nucleotide messenger RNA. RefSeq names its product Rhodanese-like domain-containing protein. The transcript has 2 exons. The record is from RefSeq and is a predicted model, not a curated record. Gene Ontology annotation, cellular component: mitochondrion. Gene Ontology annotation, molecular function: thiosulfate-cyanide sulfurtransferase activity. Lineage: Eukaryota; Fungi; Ascomycota; Dothideomycetes; Pleosporales; Didymellaceae. The coding region runs from base 282 to 998 and encodes 238 amino acids.